This is a messenger RNA of Zea mays, 769 nucleotides long. RefSeq names its product polcalcin Jun o 2. NCBI's taxonomy places the organism in Eukaryota, Viridiplantae, Streptophyta, Magnoliopsida, Poales, Poaceae. The record is from RefSeq and is marked validated. The transcript has a single exon. Gene Ontology annotation, molecular function: calcium ion binding. Bases 90 to 566 code for a protein of 158 amino acids.
AAGCUGGCCAUCGAGCAGGGGGCUCAUUCAUCCGCACAGACCGGCACCCAGCUCAAGUCACCCCCGAAACGCAAGCUAAGCGCGCAGCCAUGGCGGCGGCUCCAGAGCGGCCGCUGGCGGUGGACUUCGAGGCGCUGAGCUACAUCAGCAGCCUGGUGGAGGCGUUCCAGGCGUUCGACUCCGACAACGACGGGCUGGUGACGGCGCCCGAGCUCCGGGGCCUGCUGGCGUCGCUGGGCCUGGCCAAGUCGGAGGCCGAGGCGCGCGACAUGCUGGCGCGCGCCGACGCCGACCGCGACGGCCGUCUCAGCGUCGAGGAGUUCCUGGACGUGAUGAACGCCGGGGAGCUCGGACUGGGCGCGCUCGGGGCGGUGCUGCAGUCGGCGCUCCCCACGCUGGAGGCCGCGGGAGGCGCGCUGGUCGGCGCGGACGAGCUCGCCCGGGCGCUCGGCGCCCUCGGCAGCGCUAGCGCCGAGGACUGCGCGGCUAUUGUUGAGUGCCUGGACGGCGACGGCGACGGCGCCAUCACCAUUGAGGAGUUCAGGCUCAUGGCCGACCUGCUCUAGGUCUAGCUUGGAGCUAGCCCAGGCUGCGCACGUACGCACGCGUGGAACACCAUGCCAAAGGUUUGCUGUGUAGAUCGACCAUCUACUCAGAUCGACAAUAAUCAAACAAGAGCUACACGGUUUGUGUGUGUCUAUGCUAAUCGAGUUAUUGAACUGUGUGAACCUCAACUAUGUGUCUGCUUACGGUGGAAUCUAUUCAUCCA